Molecule: messenger RNA, 6512 nt
Organism: Sitophilus oryzae (rice weevil)
Lineage: Eukaryota; Metazoa; Arthropoda; Insecta; Coleoptera; Curculionidae
Gene: cic
Product: protein capicua homolog
Exons: 12
Coding region: 653-4522 (1289 amino acids)
Biological process (GO): regulation of transcription by RNA polymerase II
Cellular component (GO): nucleus
Molecular function (GO): DNA-binding transcription factor activity, RNA polymerase II-specific; RNA polymerase II transcription regulatory region sequence-specific DNA binding
Source: RefSeq, a predicted model, not a curated record
UAUUUGUUGCGUUAAAAAUAUAUUUGACAAUGUCGAUUAAUAGCAAAUUAUAAAUUGAAUAUACAUAUACGCUCUUAGAGAUUAUCUUUACUUAUCCCAUCAUUUAAAACCAAUUUUUUUUGAACUAAUAAACAAAGAGAUGUCAUUCCCGUCAAUUCGAAAAUUUGGCAACAUUGUACGGCCGAUCGACGACUUUUAAUUCAAGGAAAUUACAAAUUAUCCUUGUUUUCUAGGUGUUAAAAAAGCGUGUUAGUUUUAAAAAUAGUGAAUUUAUACAAGAAACACAAUGCAGAAGGCGAAAGGGUAACCAAAAGUGUUUAAUAAAAUGAAAAAAAUGUUAAUACAUUAGGCACUUGACUAGUUGACUAAGGAAGAACAGAAGCUGUUUAUUUACUAUUCAAUACUACAACAAUUCAUUCAUUUAAGUGUUGCUCAUAUAUUCAUAACAUAUUUUUGGAUGAAUAAAUAACCCGUUCAAAUGAUAUAAUAUGUAAAGUAACGGAAUGUGAAAUUUCGGAAUUUUUUUAACUUUGAAAUCUGGAGAAUUGAUGUAAUAUUACGAAAAGAAAACAUGCUCCACACUAUUAAGAAACCUUUCAGAACAUACUCUUAAGUUUAAAAUAUCUUUAACUGAUAAGCAAUAAUAUACAAAAUGGAAAUGGUGGUUCGAAAACUACCAAAGAAGAGAAAAUUUGAUCCCGCUGAGUUAGAUGAAGCAGGUCAAACUAGUUCAUGUAUUCCAGUGUCUGUAGUUCAAACUGCUCCAGCUGGUACCCCUAUUACGGCUGUAGAUUAUUCUUAUGGCUUACGUGCCCCCCAUCCAGCUCCUCUCCCUGUAGAUUUAAGUGAAUGGCGUGACCAUCGUGUACUUGCCAAGCAAGGUGAUUGGUAUAUUCCGGGAGUAAUCAGAGAAGCUGGUCCAAAAACUAUUACUGUUGCUUUGGAUAUGAAUCAAGAGAAAAUAACAUACGAGAAUGUAUUUGAUAAUGAGUGCUACAAUGUUAUUAGUGAUGCCAGUCCAUCAGUAAACCAAAUUAGUGUGUGUAGUAGAGUAUGUGUACGUCAUAAUCAGAGUAUGUUUGUCGAAGGUGUAGUAUGUAGUAUUCUUGAAGGCCAACCUGUAAGAUUUGUAGUAGCUGUAAUAGGGGAAAAGUCUUGUGAGCUAACAGUAAAGAGAGCUGAUUUGCGUCUUUUAAGACCACCAUGGUGGGAUGAAUUAGAGCAUUUGGAAUUAGCGAAUACACAAGUGACCGAGUUUUGUCAUACAUCUCCUCCUAUGUUACACACACCUGUUAGUACUUGUACGCCUGUGUCAAAUGGGCGUAUGUAUGAUGAGUUUUGCGAGAGCGAGGAUGAAUUGCGUUCGGAAACUUUUACCGAAGAAGCUAAAUUAUCUGGAGGAAGCAAGCGUAGCAGCGUUCAUAGCAGAGGUUCUUCGUCGAGUAGCGUUAAUUCACGUAGUCAACCGGCCACACCACACAAGUAUAAAAAAGGUGAUGUCGUUUCAAAUCCAAACGGUAUUAGGAAAAAGUUCAAUGGAAAACAGUGGCGUCGCUUGUGUUCGAAAGAUGGUUGCAACAAAGAAAGUCAGAGAAGAGGAUACUGCUCCCGUCAUCUCAGUCUUAAAGGAAACGGACUGCGAGGAGCGCCGUUUGCGAGGGCGAGCAGCAAGCAAGAAGGUGAAGAUACUUCUAGAGAUUCAGAGACGUCACCCAGUGGCCAAGACCGACGUGUCGCAGGGCGCUUCGAUCAAGAAGAAACUGAUGUUGCAAAUAUAUUGGUGUCAAUGGGCAGUUCACGUUCAGCUACACCAGCAGCAUUUUCCCCGGGAGUGACGGGCUCUCCUGUAGGUCGCCUGGGAGCGCCCUCCCCUGUUACAGUCGGUUCCCGUCAGAACGUGUUCUUACCUAUAGGCGGGGGUGCCCCCGCGUAUCCACCGUACCAUCAACCUGUUAUUCGUCCCGAACUGGUAAGGCCUGUGCAAUCUGCUCCCAGUGUGAUUAGGGUGUCCCCCCGGCCACGGCCUUGGCCCCCUGUGGCUCAGAUGGACUCCUCCCAAGUGGUUUUACAACACGGACCAGCGUCUGAAGACCGGCCCACGCCUUCAUCACUUUAUCCACAACGGCGAAGAGUGUUUCUUGUACAGCCCCAUGACAAAAAUGUAUUGGUCAUGAAGAACGAGGCCACGGAUAAUCAUAAAAUAGAAGAAACAAAACCUUUUCAGCGACAGGUGAUUCAAAGUGAGCAUCUGCGACAAGCGGCCGUUAUAGUGCGGCCAACCCAGCUGGUGCCUGUGCUGCCUGCGGCCCAACCAAGAGGCGCGCUCACCGGUGUCAUAGUAAGCCCGGAACAGAGCGCGGAAUCCAGCUGCCAGGCGCCGCCGCCUCAUGUUGGCAGCCCGGCAUCCGCGUUCGCCGUUCCCUGGCACGCGGUGGUGCCCGUCUUGGGGGGAGGCCGCGCCCCUAUAUCGCCCGGCGUCGACCUGGGCGAAGACGAAGCCCCCGAGGCCGACAAUCUGCCUCCGUCCACUGAAGACGAUGACGACGUGUUCGAGUCGGAGAACGGCGAUCACGUGGAGCCGGGAAGGCUUGCUUGUCCACCUCAGCGACGAUCCCAGUCUCUCAGCGCCCUGCACACCAAGGAGGCCAAGAAUAACAAGGAGCGCAUUCGAAGACCUAUGAAUGCCUUUAUGAUAUUUUCCAAGCGGCAUCGUGGGCUGGUCCACCAGAGACAUCCCAAUCAGGACAAUCGCACGGUGUCGAAAAUCCUAGGCGAGUGGUGGUAUGCGCUGGGCCCGGCGGAGAAGAAAAAGUAUCACGAGUUGGCGACCGAAGUGAAAGAAGCACACUUUCGCGCUCACCCUGAGUGGAAGUGGUGUAACAAGGACCGGCGCAAAUCCUCAACAGGUUCGGGCCGUAGUAAGCUUAGUUCCACCAGCGAAGGAGACGUGCCUGUCAGUCCCGGUCCUAUUGAACGCCCUUUGGAAGACGAGGAUGACGACAAUUUAGUCAUCGUGGAUGCCGCGCUGUCACACGACAUCGAUCUUAAAUGCAAAGAAAAAGUCACCGACUCGGACUCGGAGUCCCACUGCGACAUAGACGUGGGGUCGCAGCCUGGGGGGUUUAGUCCAGCUACUCCGUCUUUUCACGGUGCAUACUCUUUUCAAAACCCCAUUAAGAAUGUGCCGUCUUCACCGCAACCAAUUAAAGUAGAAGAUCCGUUAGCAAUCCCCACCCCUGACGCCGUGUUUAGACCGAAAACUUCACCUUUGACGCCCACAACCGCAUUUUCUACAGCUAAUGGGCCCGCAUUGACCAUUCUGAAAUCGAGCGGCAACCUUAAAGGCACGCCUGACAGUUAUCAAUCCCCACUGGCAGUAUUGAUCGGUAGCAACACUCCGACGUUGUGUUUAGCGGCGCCCGAGUCAUCGGCCGAAAGACAACCGUUCAUGGUGCAGGUGGCUUCUACGGCAGCCUCGGAGUUACCAGUCCAGUGCGUUUAUGUCCAACCCCAGAACUACGAGUCGGCUCGCGGCCUCGCCUUUCAACUGCCCAAUCUUCCUAACUCCGGCGUCGCUUCCAGCCAUUCGGUCAUAGUGAGCCAGCAGUCACGGGUCCAUGCACCAGAAGAACAUGUUCCAACGACGCCAAAUAACCCAGGUGCAGCUUUUACAAGGCAGAAGCUGGAAGCGGGUUGCGGAGAGGAGGACGCGAGCCGCGAAGGAAGCGGAGGCGAGUUCAAGUUGGCGCCGACGCCGGCCCAGCUGGGCCGCGCGCCGCUGCAGAGGCGCCAGUCGAUGGCCGCUACCACGGCGCAGCCCGGUCCCGACACCAGUCCCGACGGCCACUGCGUCAAGAAGAGCUUCUUCAAGCGCAACAUCGAGGAUGGCAUGGACAGAGUACUGGACGCCGUCAACUUCGAGGCCAAGUUCUCGUCCUUGCCCCGUUUCCAACCGAAUGAAGGCCAGUCUCCCAGCGCCAUCUCCAUCCCCAGUCCGGGGCUGUUCGGCUGCCGUCUGCGCCCUCCCUUGACGGCACCUGCCAGGGGACCUCAGGAGGAAGGCCCCCUCGGCCACCCGGCUGAGGCGCCGCUCUCGCUGCCCUCGGCGCGGCCUCUGGCCGGCACCCACUUCUUCGGGCCCGACUUCAGCCUGGAGAGCGUUCGAGAGCUGCAGGAGGCCGAGGAGGCCACUUCGCCCUCUCCGCGGACGCCACGUACUCCUGGGACCAAAGACGCGGACAAGGGCCACCGCCGUAUCCUCGAGCAGCGCCGCACGCUUGUCAUGCAACUUUUCGCCGAGCAUUCGUUUUUUCCCACCUCACAGGCGACCACCAAAUUCCAAGCAGAGCAUGCGGAUAUUUUUCCGACCAAAGGAAGCCUGCAGUUGAAGAUACGUGAAGUGCGGCAGAAACUGAUGGCACAGACGACCCAGCUGACCCCUUUGACGCCUAGCGCAGGUCCGAACCAAGGACCUUCUUCUGCUGGCCCGCAGGAACCUCUCAAAGUCUCGUCCAGCAGCUAGCCCGCCUUCUACGAAGGCAUUGUGUCUUCCUUAACUGGAUGUUUUCCACCGACACUUUUUUAAUCGACAUAGGGGUUGCGUUCAGUUCUUUAACGAAUUAUAGUUGCUUAAAUGCAGUUUGUGGAAAAAGUCGUUAUCUAUAAUAGCGGUUAUUAUGAAUAUCUUAGUAAGGCAGGCAGAGGUAAAUAAUUUGUUAGUCUGUAGAGCGUCUUAAGUUGUGCUCAUUCUAACGACCUUUUGUCAUUGGAUGCAAUAUUUACAUUUAUUCUUUAACUUUAUACACAUACAUAUUUAUUUUAACUUGGAUCGAUUUAGUUAUCUGAUCAACACAAAAAGUUUGCUGGGUUAUUUUUAAAAUUUUGGUCGCUUAUUUUUGUCUUGUAUUGACAUGAAAUGGCUUUACUUUGAAAUUUUAACUAAAUUAUAUUUACCUUUUACUGAAUAUUUUUAAUAACAAACAAUUUUGUUCGUGUUGUGGCGUUUUUAAAAUACAGGUGGUGUUAGAAGGCCUUCAAUGACACGAGGUUUAAAUAUGUAAUUUAGGUAACGAUAACAUGCGGAGUGUAUAUGAAAACAUAUUUUCUCUUUCCUUACGACAGUAGGACCAUUUUGUGAUUUUAAAUAAUAGUAACACAUUGCUCUAUUUUUUGAGCGUUUAUCUAUUACUUAUCGCUUUCAAAUAUUAAACUUAAAAUAAUCAUCAUAAUAAUAUAAAAUUAUUAUGAAUGCAAUAGUUUGAUUGUUUAGAUUUAUUUAAGAUCACGUGGUAUUUUAAUACCUAUUCAAUGCAGUUCCCAUUUUUAAGUGAAAAAUAGAUAAAUUAUUAUGAUAGUAUGAUAUAAUACUUGAACUUGAAACAUUUUACAUUGUUUUGCAGCUAUUUAAUAACAGGAUGAUGAUGUCGAUAUUAAAAAAAAAAUCCGUACAGUAACUUUAGGAAGCAGCAUAUAUUCCUUGAUCUACUUUUUAAGAUUGUCCAUAGAAAGUUUUAUUAUUUUUCACUUAAUUUAACUAAAUAGUCUUGAACAGCUAUUAUAGGAUAAAAAAAAUGUGUGUGCACUAUGUGCGCAUAUUUGAAGUGAAACUUCCUGUUACUUUUGUCUGUCUGUCCGUUUGAGAACUCCAUUCGGGUACCUUUAUCCACGUGCCGAGUUUGGUUCCAAUCGACCCAUAAUUAAAAAAAAUCCUGGUUAGGGGCAUCAGUUCGAAACGUCGAGAGCGUCAUCCUGUAGCCCGUCCCCAGUUAUGUCGAAAUCGACCCACAUUUUUCUUCAAUAUCAAAUCCUUAGUCCCAUCCUGAUGAAGAUAUCAACGAAACGUCGUCAAAAAUGACUCUUCGAGCUCCAUCUACAUUCCGGGUUUCAGCCCCCUAGCUCACAGGGCCCGAGUUACGACGAUCCGUCUUAACCCCCGAUCGUUACCACUUUUCUUGACGCCCCUCGUGUGUCACGGCCUUGAAUUUUUAAUCCCAUCGUGCUUAAAGAAGUUUCAUUUCAAAAACAUUUCAACUUUUUCCUUCUGACGUUUCAGGUGAUUCUAAAAAAUAGCCUAUUCUACAGACAAUUCCUGUAUAAAAAUUUAUCAAAAAUGUAAUUUUCUUGAUAUACCCAUAAGUUUAUUAAUGUUUUUAUGAGGGGAAAAAGAAAGAUUUUGAUAAAUUUUCCUUUUGUGUUAUUUUAUUUAAUGGUGCUCUUAAUUAAUUAAACUAACUUAGAAAAAAUAAACAUGAUUAUAAAAAAUGUGCCACUGACAGUAAUCUUAAAUAUAUAUUUUAUUAGAUCAUUGAACACCUUGUGCAAUAAUAGUGUCGUCACUCUUUACAAAUUGUUAUAAUACUCUUAUAUUGAAGUAACUUAUCUAACUUGGAGUAGAAUUUCGAAUAUAAUUAUUAAUUUAAACUAAUCAUCACAAGUAAAGAACGAAGAUUUUCAGAAUUAAAUUCGUCUGAGUUUGUAUUACCGUACAGCUGAAUAAUCAAAUUUUUAUAUAU